This is a messenger RNA of Insectozyma verbasci, 1299 nucleotides long. The record is from the annotation of a GenBank genome assembly. NCBI's taxonomy places the organism in Eukaryota, Fungi, Ascomycota, Pichiomycetes, Serinales, Debaryomycetaceae.
AUGAUUGAUUUAUCACCACAACAACAAUCACAGACCCAAUUACAAGUACCCAUAACACAACCAAUUCAAAAUAAUAAUAAUCAACAACCAUCCCAACCAACACCCACGGCACCUAUAAAUAAUAACAGUAAUAAAGAUCAACCACCACCACCACCACCACCAUCAAAUUCCAAAAUAAAAUCAAACAAACGAAUUGAAUUGGAAAGACUUAUACGAGAAUUUCAAUCUAAAUUGGGUGCAAAAGAUUGGGAAAAAUAUCAUGAAACUUUAAGUUAUUUUUUAGUUGGAAAAUUAUCUCGACCUGAGUUAGUAUCAAUAAUAACACCAAUUUUAAAGGAGAGAAACUUAUUACAAUAUCAUAAUAAAUUAUUAUUAUUAAAUUUUGCAAAUUCACUAAAAGAUACAAAUAGUAAUGAAUUUUUAGGCUCAACAUCAAAUGAAUUUUCAUCGUUUUGGAAUAAAAAAUCUUCAUUAUCAUCUAUAUCUAAGAAUAAAGUUAAAUCUACUCAAUAUGAGAAAUUUAAAUCGAAUAUUAUGGCCUUACCUAUAAAAGAAAGAAGGAGAAUAAAGAAUAUUACAAGGGACUCAGGUGGUAAGAAGAAUAAAUUAAAUUCAUCUAUUACCUUAACUCGUCAUUCUAUACUUCCCAAAAUUCCUAUGAUUCAAGAUAAGGAGCAACAACAAUUGAAUGUGAAUUCAUUAGUCCAAUGGCAAAGUGAUAUAGUCAAUGGUAUAAAUACUCCGCUCGCAUGUCAAAAUUAUGAAUUACCAGAUAAAGAUCAAUUAACAAGUAUAGUUAAAAUGAUAAGUCGAGAACAUGGUUUAAUUGGAGGUGCAAACAAUAUACAACCUAAUGUUUUGGAAUUGAUAAGUUUAGGUUUGGAAAGUUAUCUAAAACAAGUAAUUGAAUCAAUGAUUGAUUGUACAAAAUUUAGAAAGAAUAAAUAUUGGAAUAAUGAUAUAAUAGAUUUAAAUAAUGACAAAAAAGAAGAAAAGAAUAAAGAGAGUAAAAAUUCUUCAAAGGAUACAAUUUUAUCAAUUGAAGAUUUUUAUAAUACUUAUCAAACAUAUCCUCAUUUAUUUCAAUUGGGAGAUGAUUCAAAAUUUAAUUUAAUGUUAAAUGAUGAUCAAAUAUUAAUGGAAAAUGAAAAAAAAAAUGGUCAUAAUAGUAAUGGAAAUGUAAGUAUUGCAAAUGGAUCAGUUAAUAAUAAUCAAAUGAAUGGAAAUUCAACAAAUUCAAAUGGUAUGAUAGUUGAUUCAAAUGAUGAAUUAAAGAAUUUAUUAUUAGAACUUAUAUAA